GAAGCAUCAAUUUAGACUUUCAGGGCGCUGCACAGCUAUAGGUCUGCCUUUUUCGAGGUCGAGGUCAAAAGAGCCGAAGGAUUCCCUUAAGCACUAGCAAAACAUGUCAACAUUCACUCGCCAUCUGGCGGAGUUCCGUCCUCACGCAUGGAGACCAGAGCUCAGACAUGGAGGACAAUGCCCCAGCAAAGGAGACAGCAACCGAACAGCUUGCCUACGACACAUUCAACCCUGAUCGCACAGAGACAAUCUUGUUCAUCCACGGCGCAUUUGGAAGCGCUGUAGAUUGGGACCUUGUCACUCCACAUCUGAAAGAGCAACAUCUACUAUUGCCCGACCUACCGAGUCAUGGUCGCUCUCACAAAAUCAAGCCAUUCUCGCUGGACUACGCCGCUGACUUACUGGCUGACCUCAUAAAACGCAUAGCGCAUGACCAGAAAACCUAUGUCAUCGGUCACAGCUUAGGAGCAAGUGUUGCGAUUCGUCUUGCCACACGGUAUCCGAAUCUCGUCCACUUGGUCCUGGUAUCCGGAGUCUGCAAAUUGCCACGAUCGUGGUCCACCCCAUAUCUCCCGCGAGCUGUUUGGCUGAAUGCGCGAGUGGAAUACGCUAUACCGCGAGCAGGCACUCGUUGGCUUGUAGAUGGCACAGACCUGAAACGACCGAAUCUGUCGCGCGUAGACAUGGAGCUUGCUCGUGAGAUUUUCGCCGAUUCUCUCAGUAGCGAUGCGGAUCAGUGGCCAUGCUCAUGGCCGGCCAAGACACUCAUCGUUGCAGCCACGAAGCGAGGAACCGUGCCGUCGAAUGACAGCGUUGAGGUGGCGAAAAAGAUGGCCGAGAUCGGGCGAGAGUCGAACCCAGAUACUCUUGCUAUUGAACAUCCUUUGAUGCGCCAUCCCUGGACGAGACAGGAUCCGGCACUUUUUGCGGAACUUGUGAAGGCUUGGCUGGAGGAUAAGCCUUUUUCCGCGGAUUUUAAGACUCUGUGA
Molecule: messenger RNA, 989 nt
Organism: Pseudocercospora fijiensis CIRAD86
Lineage: Eukaryota; Fungi; Ascomycota; Dothideomycetes; Mycosphaerellales; Mycosphaerellaceae
Exons: 1
Coding region: 168-989 (273 amino acids)
Source: RefSeq, a predicted model, not a curated record